Kogia breviceps (pygmy sperm whale) is the source of this 5225-nucleotide messenger RNA. It is a transcript of the gene TMEM260, whose product is annotated as transmembrane protein 260. The record is from RefSeq and is a predicted model, not a curated record. NCBI's taxonomy places the organism in Eukaryota, Metazoa, Chordata, Mammalia, Artiodactyla, Physeteridae.
CGCGCCGCGCUCUCCCGUCGCCUUAGGGACACCCGGCUGCCCAGAGUCUUGGGGUCUGCCGCGCCCUCCUUCCUCGGUCCCCUCUGGCCCAUGGGUCUCCAUGGUGACGGCGGGGGCCCGGCCGGGGGGCGGGCAGCCCGAGCGGGGCCGCGGCGCUCAGGGGGCCUCCGCGGUGGCGUCGCCGUGUUCGCCGCUGUGGCCGCCGUGUUCACCCUCACGCUGCCCCCCUCGGUGCCGGGGGGCGACUCGGGGGAACUGAUCACAGCCGCACAUGAGCUUGGAGUUGCCCAUCCUCCUGGCUAUCCUUUGUUCACUCUGGUGGCUAAAUUGGCAAUUAUACUCUUUCCUUUUGGUUCGGUUGCCUACCGAGUCAAUCUUCUGUGUGGCUUAUUUGGAGCAGUAGCUGCAGCAUUACUUUUUUUCACCGUUUUCAGGCUUUCUGGCUCAUAUGCUGGAGGAAUCCUUGCUGCGGGGGUGUUUUCAUUUUCUCGUCUAACAUGGCAGUGGUCCAUUGCAGCAGAGGUUUUUAGCUUAAACAAUCUGUUUGUGGGGCUGCUUAUGGCUCUCACUGUACAUUUUGAGGAGGCAACAACUGCGCAAGAAAGAUCAAAGAUAGCUAAAAUUGGUGCUUUCUGCUGUGGCCUUAGCUUAUGUAAUCAGCACACAGUAGUAGUCUAUGUUUUGUGCAUAAUACCAUGGAUUCUCUUUCGACUUUUAAAAGAGAAGGAACUCUCCCUGGGCUCUUUGUUGAAGUUGAGUCUGUACCUCUCUGCUGGUUUGCUGCCCUAUAUCUACCUUCCUAUCUCAUCCUACCUCCAUCAAGCCCGUUGGACCUGGGGAGACCAGACAACAUUGCUAGGAUUUUUGACACAUUUUCUCAGAGAAGAAUAUGGAACAUUCAGUCUGGCCAAAUCUGAAAUAGGAUCCAGUAUGUCUGAAAUAUUGCUUUCUCAGGUGACAAAUAUGAGGACCCAACUCUCACUCAACAUUCAAGCCCUUGCAGUUUGGGCAAAUAUAUGUUUAGUAAGAAAGGACAGACAGAACUCAUCAUUAGUAUGGCUUUUUACUGGAAUGUUUUGCAUUUAUUCAUUGUUCUUUGCUUGGAGGGCAAAUUUAGAUAUUUCAAAACCACUUUUCAUGGGUGUGGUGGAACGAUUCUGGAUGCAGAGCAAUGCAGUGGUGGCUGUCCUCGCUGGCAUCGGUUUGGCUGCACUUGUUUCUGAGAGUAACCGAGUACUGAACACCAAUGGGCUUCAGUGUCUGGAAUGGCUUUCAGCAACUCUUUUUGUAAUUUACCAAAUAUAUUCUAAUUAUAGCAUUUGUGACCAAAGGACCAACUAUGUGAUCGAUAAGUUUGCAAAGAAUCUUCUAGCCUCUAUGCCUCAUGAUGCAAUUAUCUUACUCAGAGGAGAUCUGCCAGGGAAUUCUCUCCGUUACAUGCAUUAUUGUGAGGGACUGAGGCCAGAUAUUUCAUUAGUGGAUCAGGAAAUGAUGACUUACGAGUGGUAUUUACCCAAGAUGGCAAAGCAUUUACCAGGCGUCAAAUUUCCUGGGAACCGUUGGAAUCCUGUGGAAGGAAUAUUACCUAGUGGAAUGGUCACAUUUAAUCUUUAUCAUUUUCUUGAAGUAAAUAAACUAAAAGAAACAUUUGUUUGCAUAGGAAUUCAUGAAGGCGACCCAACCUGGAAAAAGAACUAUUCACUUUGGCCAUGGGGUUCUUGUGACAAAUUAGUUUCUUCGGAGAUUGUAUUCAACCCUGAGGAGUGGAUUAAACUUACGAGAAACAUCUAUAACUGGACUGAAGACUAUGGAAGGUUUGCUCCAUCUUCCUGGGAAUCUGUGGCCAAUGAAGAGAUGUGGCAAGCCAGGAUGAAAACACCAUUCUUCAUCUUUAACCUGGCAGAAACUGCAAGUUUGCCUUCAAAUGUGAAAGCUCAACUCUACACUCACGCGUAUAACCUUUAUAAAGAGAUUGUGUAUUUACGAAAGGAACAUCCAGUGAACUGGCAUAAGAACUAUGCCAUCGCCUGUGAACGGAUGCUGCGCCUUCGGGAAAGAGGUGCAGACCCUGAAGUCUUGUUAUCUGAAACCAUCAGACACUUCCGUCUCUACACUCAGAAGGCCCAGAAUGAUCCACAGCUGGCUGAUAUUUCAGUUGCUCUAAAACACCUAAGAAAAGAACUGCAAAGUCUGAGAAAUAUGAAAAAUGGCUGAGACAGCAAACUGUGAAAAACCUGCUUGGCGUUUGGCUUCCAAAAUUCCAAAAUCUAAAAGUUUUUCAUCCAAGAAAAGAAACAGCAUUAAAAAAAUGGAAGCCUAAGUCAUCUCGCAGAUAUAAGUACAUGGUGCAGCCGUACCGUUUCGGAGGGGGGGCGGUUAGAGACUGAGAUGUGCUAUUCAUGCAAAUUCUAUUUAGCCCAUGUUACUGAAUUAGCAUUUCAGCGAGAAUAUUUUGAAAAAUCUUCCUACUUCCACAGUCUUUCACCAAAUGAGUUGCUUGAUUAGAUUCUAGAAGAGAAUGAACUGUUUUCAUAUACUUAAAAUAUUGACCAUGAAUCUUAAGGGCCUUGCUUAUUGGGAUUGGUAUUGAAAUUAAAUUCUUAAAACAUUAAUACCAUACCAAAGACAUUCUUUGUUUCCAAGAAGUGAAAUCACUUUUUUUUUUUAAGAAUGAAUCUUGUUAUGCUUCAAGUUAGAAUACUGGUUUUUUGUUUGUUGUUUUUUUUUUUUUUUUUUUUGAGUAGCUGUGGUUGUUACAUAAUCUCACACUUCAAACUAAAUGCCAACCAAAUGAUAUUUUGAAAAGGUUGGGGUUUUAUUGUCUUAAAUCAUUCUCUGAAAUCACUAAAAAAUUAAGCUAAUUGUUGUUUGCUUUUUUUUCAGUUGCUUAAACUGAUUGGCAAGUAAAAAAGGAUUUUGUCUUUCCUUAAUUAAUUUUAUAUUCAUGUUUUACUUCUAUUUGGACUCAUAAAUCUGGGCCCAAUAAUUAGUCCUGCUGCCAAAAUGCCAAAAAAAAAAAAAAAAAAGAAAGGGCAGGGGCUCGGGGGGUGUGGGGAAGUGGUUCAAUAAAUUCAUUUCUGUUACAAGCAUCUUUUAUACAUAUUACUAAAGAGAACAUAGUAAGAAAUGCAAAUAAUAGUUCUUUAUUUUAUUAUGACAGUUAAUUAAUAGCAACCUGUUUUAAUGAAUAAAGUCACUCAGAGUCCUUCAGCACUUCCUAAGUAGAGGCCUGAAUCUGUAGGGAUUCUUUUCCCCGCAAUUGUAUAGCUCCUAGACUCCAAGAACUACUAUAUAGGCCCCUGUAUAGAAAUGCUCACUAAUGAAGAGGGAGGGCUAGAAGCUUGUCUGCAUUCAAAGAUCACUGGUGAGUCAUUCAGCAAGAAAAGGCCCCUUACCAGGAAUAGUCACAGUUCCGUGGCAUUGUACUAGCAAAAGGGUCUGAUCAAAGGUCUCCUGUGGAGCUUGCAUGGUUCCCUUUCAUACUACGACCAUAAUUAAAACCACUAAUUCUCUUUUAAAAUGCUGCAGGAUGCCAUGUAGGCAUCUGUCUGGAGUGUCCUUUGUGAUGUCAUAAGCUGUUAAGGACCAGUGCCGAGGGCUUUUGAGUGAAAUGCCAGUCAUGAAGGUGCUUCAAGACAAGGGUGCCUCUAAAAGCUUGACAGGGCCUUGACUGCACAAUUCGAGCUGAAUUUGCCCCUUGUCAGCUGCCAGUAAAUAAAUCUCAAAGGGGGAAAAGCUGAAGUUUCAUUACCUGAUCCAUGGGGCUUUGUUGGUUUUGGCAUCACACAGGGGAAGCUCUUGCCCCUCCAUUCUCUGGAUUUGAAGAUGUCCAUUGGAGCCUGCAGUGCCUGGACGGGGUUCAGAGCGGAACCUUUUGAAGAGUGUCAAUAGUUGUAACAGUUCAGCUGUUAGGAAGACAAAUAAAUGGAGGAGCUCAUUAAUCCGCUUUUGGCUCUCAGUGCCUUUUGCCCUUUUAUCACAGCCUUAUUAGGCUCCUACUCAUCUUGAACCAGAAAAAAAUGAAUUGAAGUUGUUGAGUACUAAUUGGCAAAGACUUUUAAUCAUGGGCCAAGAACUUUCACUGACUUGAAAGUAACUUCUCCACAGGGAAGGACCAAAAACCUGGUUUACCUUAAAACAAAAACCUGUUGGAGUGCAGUGUGGUGUAAAAAUUUAAGGAAGCAUUGAUAAAUUGGCUAAGUUGAUCCAUUUGAAAGAAUUAUGUAAGAUUAUGAUUUCCACUUUUCUUUAAAAAGAGUACAAUAAAAUUCGUAUAUGCAUUCCCUGGAAACGCAUUGUCUUUAUUAUUUCAGAAAAGAGAUUGCAUGCAUACGUGAGAUGAUCAUAUUGGUUUUGAACAUCUACAUAUUGUAUAUGGAAUAAUAUGUAAAUAUUCACUUCACCAUCUACAUACACAUCUGGUGUUGGAGUAAUAUUUCCUAUUUAUGGCCUUAAGAAUGGAAAAUGAGGGCCUCUUUUUGAAAAUAUCUGCAUUUUAAAUGUGUCUAUAAUGUGGUACUACAUAUAUGCCUGAAUAUGCUUUGCAUAUUGACUGUUGUCUGAUGGUGCAUAGAUUAUUCUGUAUUUGUGCAUCAGUGGCUUUGGACCACUCUCUGUUUGAGAAAGCAAUGAUAUGAUGGCCCACAGUACACAGGAUCAUAAUCAUUGAAAUUUCCAAAAACCGGCAGUGAAUGAAAAAAGAGCAAACUGAGCUGAGAUUUUUGGGAUGUUGGGCUUCAUUCCCAGAUCAACUACUUUGAAGAAUUCUUUCCUUUCUACUGUGUGAGGUUAAACAAGUUGCUUUCUUUUUCUUUCUCUUACUUCUCCUUGGCUAGUACACAAACACCAUAAAAUCUGACAGAAGGGGUAUCCUUUAGUCUAACCCCCGACGUGGAAGAGAAUGUGAAGCAGGUGACUUCUGCAGGUUUUGGCUGGCAUUCUCCUAGCAGUGUCCCUGGAGUGCUGUGGGUUGGCAGGAUGACAGGAACCCUGCAAGGCCAAGUUCUGCCUGGACUUUGGCCUGAGGAGCAAGUGGGAGCCAGCAAAACUGUCUGCUUCUCCACAUGCUGUGGUGCCCUCCUGCCCGGCACCGAGGCUGGCACACACCAGAGAGUGAGUGGAGAGGGAGAUUGUGGCUUCCAUGUUCCCUAACAAACCUCCCCAGCCCUGUUCCCGCUGAUGGAGGUAUGCUUGCUUCUUGCUAUUGACUUUCCUCUUUUCUUUGU